AACCAAACCGGCCGUUUCCCCCUUCCCAAUUUGGAAAGGCGCGGGAACAGACAAGUCUGACGAGCGCAGCCUCUCGUUCCUCUCGGGCAGAGGAGGAGCUCGUCGACAACCCCCGAGCAACGAAGCUUCUCCUCGCCUCGCCGGGGAAGAAGACCACAAUGCCGAGGUGGUCGCCGCCUCCGCCGCGGGACGGCGAGCACUUCUUCCCCCUGGGCUCCCACGACGCUGUCUCGCUAUCCCUGUUCGUGGCGUGCGUCGCGGCCACCGUGGCGAUCGCCUCCUCCAUGUGCUCUGCUUGCGGCCGCAAGCCCAAGGCCGUCAGCCAGGAGCCCGACGCCGCCGCGGCUGCGGACACGAAGGCCGCCGGAUCGGAGGUGGAGGAGGAGGUGGUGACGCUGCCGCCGGAGCUGGCGACGCACGGGCCGAUCGAGCCCGCGCCGCUGCCGGUGGCGGCGUCACGGCGGAAACUGUCCGUCUCCAUGAGCCUCAGCCAUGGCAUCAGCACUGCCAAGAACCUCGCCAACAUCCCGGACAAGAUGCGGCUGAGCAAGCGGGAGCGCAGGGAGAAGCAGGACGCCCCCGAGGACACGCUGUGGAAGAAGGCCAUCAUCCUCGGCGAGAAGUGCAAGAUCCCCGGCGAGAGGGAAGGCGAGGUGUCCGACCCCGACGCAGCGGCCGAUGCGGCAGACGAGAUGGCCGCCGGCACGUUCCGCCGGUCAACCUACUCCCGGCCCGUGUCGCGGUCCAACUCCUUUGCCGUCAACCAGCCCCUCCCCGAACCUCCCGCCUUCCAGUCCUCCUCUAAUUCCUGAGGAAUGAAGAAGCUGUAUGUAUACAUUCUGUCUAGGGAGAAGCUAUGCUAGUGUGGUGAAAUGCAUCGUGGCGUGGUGCGUGCAUGCAUUUGAUCUUCUUUUUGAAAUUUCGAGAUGAAUGCAUUGGUGAUCCAUCCAUCUUUCGGACGGAGUGACAAUGGGGGAGAAUGGGCUUGUGUUGGUGACACAUAUUUUUUCUGACUGCAAAUGUUGAUACUAAUCUGAAUAAGCAAUAAGCACACCAAUUUCACAGUA
Messenger RNA from Lolium perenne, 1067 nucleotides. RefSeq lists its product as uncharacterized. The record is from RefSeq and is a predicted model, not a curated record. Lineage: Eukaryota; Viridiplantae; Streptophyta; Magnoliopsida; Poales; Poaceae.